CCUGUUUAGGUUAGGGGUCAGUUGUAGUUGAAGGCAGCUGCUGGAGUGAAAAUGGAGUUAGUGCAUGCUGUGUGUUUGUUGUUGCUGUUUUGUUCUGCCUGUAGUUCUUUUGAAAGUAGAUCUGAGGAUGGCCUAUUUUUGGAAGAUCCUGAAUUAGUGUGGGCGAGAAUGGAGACAAUGAUGAGUAAAGAAAUGACACCAGCCCCUGCACCUGAAACCAAAUUGUUGAGGAGUGCAUCAGGUAGUGGAUCGCCUGAAGCCAAAAAUGUUCCUCAGUAUCUGGCUGUCCCAGCCUCUCAGACCCUGAAACAGGUUUUCAAGCCAGAACAGGGUGCCAGAAGCCUCCCUAACUUGGCUAACGAAAUGUUACUUGUGACUGCUGCCCCUAUUCCGGCAAUUGGCGCAACAGCCGGGACAAAGUUGGUUGAAAUCCUGUGUCAUGUUGACAGAAUGUAUGUGAGAAUCAGGAGAGAGGUCUUUAAGACUCGUGACGCAUACAAAUACUUGACACUAGGCACCUGUCCUGUUAACAAAGGUACCAAAGAACAUUACUACCUUGAGUACCUUCUGAGAACUGAAUGUGGAUUUGAGAAAAAGAGUCAUCCAGAUUAUCUGUCCUUUAGCAAUGUGCUCCACUACAGGCCGACCGGUCCAGUUUUAAGGGAAAUGCCAUUUGAUAUUCCCCUGAACUGUAACUAUCCCAGGUUUUUCCACUCCUAUAAAGUUGGCUUCUAUCCUGAUCGAAUGGGUGCAGUUUUCAAACGACUCCAACCUAAAACUAGUUUCACCCUUACUCCUCAAGAUGGUAUGUUCCCAUAUUUUAAAUGCACUGUCACCCAGUAUUUUCAGCACAAGGCCUGUUAUAUGUUAGAUGUGCAACUUGGACAGAAGAGGGAGCGCUACAAAAUGUACAUUAUCCUUAGUUUUGUAACAUGGUGAGGUUAAUGUGGAUGA
Molecule: messenger RNA, 954 nt
Organism: Micropterus dolomieu (smallmouth bass)
Lineage: Eukaryota; Metazoa; Chordata; Actinopteri; Centrarchiformes; Centrarchidae
Exons: 3
Coding region: 52-939 (295 amino acids)
Biological process (GO): positive regulation of acrosome reaction; binding of sperm to zona pellucida; egg coat formation
Cellular component (GO): extracellular matrix
Molecular function (GO): acrosin binding
Source: RefSeq, a predicted model, not a curated record